CCUUGGCCACUCGAAGAACACCAGCGGCGACAGACGUACAUCGCAGAGACGCGCUAACGACAAAUCACUGUUAAUGGCAUUUAGCAAACCAGAGACACAGAAGACCCCGAAGCAUAAACAAGACACCUGAUAUUGAUCUUCAGCGCGAGAUAUGGCACUCUCUGUCAAAGGCGAUGAAUGUUUAGACACGUGACUGAGACUGUGCUUUCGUUUAUAAAUACCUAUACGAAAGCAUAUUUUCAUGUCAACAAUUUUUAAUUUUUAAAAUCUUAUACGGCAUGAUUCCAACGUUUGACAAAUUACCUCUUGAGAAGGAAAGCUACCCAUGGGAUGUUGGUCAACAAGGUUCAACUUCGGACACCUGAAAGCGCAGUCUAAGGUGUCCGUGUUCUUCACGAUGAUAAUUCUUUUCACCUAUGUAUUCUACUGUCUUACCGGAUACUGCGAUUUAAUACCAAGUCCACUGCACGAACUCCAAAGUUUCAAAAACAAGCGUUACCCUGAGGAAGGAAGUAAACCUCAGCCGGUCGCGCCCUGGAACCGUUCGAUUGUGCGCGACUUACCAGGGUCGAACCAAGACUUUUUAUCGCAAAAUGUGGAAGAGACGAAUCACAUUUACAGUGACAGUUACAACCUUUCGGUAUUCAACAACUUUGGAAACAAAGAGUUUCCCCAGGCGAUCAUCAUCGGCGUGAAAAAGGGUGGCACUAGGGCGCUUCUUGAGUUCCUGCGCGUGCACCCCGACGUCAGAGCGGUGGGUGCGGAGCCGCACUUCUUUGACAGAUUCUACGAAAAAGGUCUUGAAUGGUACAGGAAUAUAAUGCCUCGUACUUUGGAAGGACAAAUCACCAUGGAGAAGACACCCAGCUACUUUGUCACGCGAGAAGCCCCUCGUCGUGUCUAUGCCAUGAGCCGCCACACAAAACUCAUCGUGGUGGUUCGCGAUCCCGUCACCCGGGCUAUCUCCGACUACACCCAGACACUUUCCAAAAGCCCCAGCCUGCCUUCAUUCCAGGACCUGGUGUUCCGGAACUCCAGCACGGGCCUCAUUGACACAGCUUGGAGUGCCGUGCGGAUCGGCAUCUAUGCCAAGCACCUGGAGAACUGGCUCCGCUUCUUCCCGCUCUCUCGCCUACUCUUCGUCAGCGGUGAGAGGCUCGUGACGGACCCGGCUGGCGAGAUGGGGCAUGUGCAGGACUUCCUGGGCUUGAAGAGAGUAGUCACCAAUAAACACUUCUACUUCAACCAGACCAAAGGCUUCCCCUGUUUGAAGAAGCCCGAGGGUGGCAGCAGGCCCAGGUGCCUGGGAAAGUCGAAAGGCCGUGCUCAUCCCCACAUCCCAGCUGAGGUGCUGCUCAGACUGAGGGACUUCUACAGACCUUUCAAUCUAAAAUUCUACCAGAUGACAGGCCAGGACUUUGGCUGGGAAUAAAAGGCUAUUGAAUGCAGCAUGUGAUAGCAAGCUGCUUUUUUCACAUUCAGUUGAUCAUAAAUGUCAACACCACACCAAAAGCUAUUAAGUUAAUGAUAUUUUUAUUAUGACUAGUCAGUCAUAGAUGCAGCUUGUGGUUAGUAAUACUACAGUACGGCUGGAAUGGUGGUAGCAUAGUGACCUUUUUUUUAAAUACAGCAGAUAUAGAGCAAUCUGUUUGUUCAUUGAUGGAGUCAAAUUUUUAUGUGUUUUAUGUAAAAUGUAAAUCACCCAUUCUCUUCACCUCAGCAUUCAGUGCCUGAUCUUCCCUUUUUAAAAUCUUUAGGUUUACCCUAAAGUUUCAACCACAAGUCUCCAGUUUCAAUCUGUUUUAACCUUCUAUGUACAUGGGACCAGUCAGAUUCUGUAACGAGGAGGCUAAGCAGGAUGCGGUGACGAGUCGCAUUAAACAUGUUUAUUUACACACGUAACACUCAACGUAGCUCGCAGGCUAUCAUAUCAAAACACCGAAAACAGUAAUACAUAGACUCUAGACUUUUAUACACACAGACUAAUGAAACAACGAGGAGCAGGUGUGGAACACAGGAGGGGCGUGGCCACACUGACGAACACACACGCACACGAGGAGACGUUCGGGAUGGGGGUGGGGGGUACCGUGACAGAUUCCACUAUGAUUUCAGUGAAAUUUAAUAGCAUCUAGAUACUUCUGCUGAGCUCUUAGGUUUAAGGCUACCUUUGCAUCAAUACAAAAUAGUUAUAGAGACCAGUAGAGCAUUUAACUAGGUCAGGAACCUAAAACGUAUGCCUUUAUUUUCCAAAAUGUGCCAUCUGUUAAGAUAUAUAUGUUAUAGUGUGACUUUUAAAAAAAAGCUGGUCUUAAAUGAGUGUACAGGGAUAAUAAACUAUUCCAUUUUCCUCCCUUCACUCUUAUGGGUGAAUGUUCAGUGAAUUCAGUGUAAAAUUCACCUCAUAACUGCCAUAUCUCUGUUAAUGCUUGGUCUGUGGCUCUAGGACGGCACAACCCUUUUCUAUAUCAGACGUGGGCCAAACCAAUGAGCACAUUUGGUAGCUAUGAUCCAACCACCAUUACGUAAUGAAUUCGGGCCAGUUAAGGCUGUAAGAAUUUCAGUUAAGUUCAGACCGCUUUUCUUCUGGAGCAGGGGUGCCCAACUUCAUUCCUGAAUGACUAGAGUCCAGCACAAUUUAGCGAGUUCCUCUCAGCCUCAGAUGAUUUAUGUCACCAGGUAACAGCCAGGUUUAGUAGGUGUUAGGACAGGUAUGUCAUCAGGUAACAGCCAAGAUUAGUAGGUGUGUUCACACAGGAAAAUGACUGAACUGAUGGAUUCCAGGCCUCUAAGGCAAAAGCCUGUUCUAAAAGUUCUGAUCUUCUGUUUAUGUUUACCUGUUUCAUUGUCAUAUAAGAAAGACAUUUGGUUGAGUCUAAAGUUUAUGUAUCUGUUAGCAUUCUAUUACACCAUUGCCUGAUUUUUAAUAGCCCUGAGGAGCCAUUCAGAUUUUACAUGCCCUUUCCUUUUGAUAUUUGCAUUUUCUUUUCUCUAAAUUUGAUUCUGUAGUCUUCCUUAAUAAGUGCAGUGUCCAAACGUUCUAAAGGUUUAAAAGAUGUUAUUAAAAUAAGCUUUUAAGGUGAAAAAAAAAAGUGUUCUACCAAUGACUUAAGAAAAAUAUAAUUUGAAGGCGCAAUAACGAGAAAGUUCAUGUUUUAUUAGCAGCCGCACAGUAUUGGCCACAUCUGAUCAUAUGUCUGUCCACAAAGUUCAUCUGCAUGACCAAGGUAACAUUAAAAACCUUUUACACUUUCAUUUGAUAUCACAUUCACUCACUCUUAAUGGGUUCUGAACUUGAGUGGGAAAUUUCGCCUACUGCGUGAUUAAGAUUUUUCAUCUUGUAAAAGGGUGGAUACAAGACUAUGCCUUAUUUUAAUGCCAGACUGCCAGUUUAUAACGUGCUUGUUUGCUGUACAUUUAUUAUUUAUAUGUUAAAAAAAAUAUGGUGGAUGUUUUCCACAUGUAAUUCUGCCUUUGACUGAACAGACUUGUUCUGGUUUUAUUCACCUUUUCAGAUCCACUAUUAAUGAUAGAGGUUUGAAUAAUAAUUUAUAUUGUCUAUGAUGCAAGUUUUUGUUUAAAUAAACAUCUGACAUUUAA
Messenger RNA from Electrophorus electricus (electric eel), 3597 nucleotides. RefSeq names its product heparan sulfate glucosamine 3-O-sulfotransferase 6. Gene Ontology annotation, molecular function: [heparan sulfate]-glucosamine 3-sulfotransferase activity. Lineage: Eukaryota; Metazoa; Chordata; Actinopteri; Gymnotiformes; Gymnotidae. The record is from RefSeq and is a predicted model, not a curated record.